Messenger RNA from Sphenostylis stenocarpa, 1062 nucleotides. The record is from the annotation of a GenBank genome assembly. NCBI's taxonomy places the organism in Eukaryota, Viridiplantae, Streptophyta, Magnoliopsida, Fabales, Fabaceae.
AUGUCGUCGUCGUUCCUCAAACAAGGCAAUCUCUGCUCCCGCUUUUCCCUUUCUUCUGCGCUCCAAAUCCCACGUUUGCGCCAUCUCCUUCACUUCUUCUUCUCUCAUGUUGCAGAGGGGGAGCAGGUUGACACUUCCACACCUGCAAAAUCAGGUUUUGUACACCCUACUGCUGUUGUUCACCCCGAUGCCCUCAUCGGCCAGGGUGUUUCGAUUGGUCCCUUUUGUUCUGUUAGCUCCUCUGCAAAGCUGGGAAAUGGUUGUCAACUAUAUCCUGGAAGCCAUGUUUCUGGAAGUACAGAGUUAGGGGACAAUUGCACGUUGAUGACUGGUGCUGUGGUUGGUGAUGAUUAUCCUGGAUGUACCGUCAUUGGAAGCAAUAACACAAUAGGAUAUCAUGCUGUAAUUGGUGUCAAAUGUCAAGACAUGAAAUACAAGCCAGAGGAUGAAUGUUUCCUGGAAGUUGGAGACAAUAAUGAUAUUAGGGAACAUACUUCAAUCCACCGAUCUUCAAAAUCAACUGAUAGGACGGUUAUUGGUAAUGACAAUUUUAUAAUGGGGUCAUGUCACAUAGCCCAUGAUUGCAAGAUUGGUAGCAACAAUAUUUUUGCUAACAGCACUCUUCUAGCUGGGCAUGUCGAAGUGGAAGACUAUGUUCACACUGCAGGAGCAACUGUUGUGCAUCAAUUCUGUCGUAUUGGCUCUUUCUCUUUUCUUGGUGGAGGUUCAGUGGUUACACAAGAUGUCCCAAAGUACAUGAUGGUAGCAGGAGAAAGAGCUGAGCUUCGUGGUCUAAAUUUAGUGGGCCUUACACGAUGUGGAUUCAGCAAUGCAGAGAUCAGAAACCUGAGAACAGCUUAUCGAAAAAUAUUCAUGUCCGUUGAUGCAAAUGUUGGGUCUUUAGAAGAAAGGAUGGCAGAAGUGGAGCUACAUGGUGAAUUGGUUCACGUUCCUGCUGUCCGUGCUAUGUUGCAGUCCAUUCGCAACUCAUUUGCAGAAAAUCGUCGUGGAAUAUGCAAGUUUAGACACUGGAAUGUCUCGAAGCUUGCUGAGGUUGCUUAA